This is a messenger RNA of Strongylocentrotus purpuratus (purple sea urchin), 3877 nucleotides long. Its product is annotated as sushi, von Willebrand factor type A, EGF and pentraxin domain-containing protein 1-like. The transcript has 15 exons. The coding region runs from base 274 to 3339 and encodes 1021 amino acids. The record is from RefSeq and is a predicted model, not a curated record. NCBI's taxonomy places the organism in Eukaryota, Metazoa, Echinodermata, Echinoidea, Camarodonta, Strongylocentrotidae.
CCUAGAUUUUACAACUGCCCGCAGGCCCUCCCUGUCCAGUAUACUACUACCUCCACUGCGGUAGUCACGUGGGUUGAACCAACAUGCACAGACACAGAAUCGUCAUGUACAGUAAGCCGAAGUGGUCCUCCAUCAGGGUCUUCUUUCAGCGAAGGCUCGCACAGCAUCGCAUACACCGCCAUUGACACUAGUGGAUUGACUGCAUCUUGUACCGUUUCCUUUACUGUCAAAGUGAUCCGCUGCAGUAGUCCUAGUUCUCCUCAACAUUGCACCAUGAGUUGCACCAAGUCCAACUCUGUAGGGUCAGUUUGUACAUACCAGUGUGCCACUGGACUGACUCUAUCGGGAUCAUCUCAACGUGUUUGCCAAGAGGUUAGUGGUAACGCGGCCCAGUGGACCGGCACCCAACCCACAUGUACAGAUGAUCAUGCACCAACCAUUACAAACUGUCCAAGUUCCUUCGUCGCCCAUCAGACGGAGACAUGGGGAGUGGAAGUUACAUUCACAAUACCAACGGCUACGGACACUUUUGACCAGACUCUGCAGACAUGGACAGUUCCUGCGGACCUCACAUCGCCUUACAUUUUCACUGCGGAUACUACUUGCGAGUAUCACUUCCGGGACGACGCGGGUAACACGGCUUCGUGCAUCUUUGAUGUCUCGAUCCACGUGAUCCGCUGCAGUAGUCCUAGUUCUCCUCAACAUUGCACCAUGAGUUGCACCAAGUCCAACUCUGUAGGUUCAGUUUGUACAUACCAGUGUGCCACUGGACUGACUCUAUCGGGGUCAUCUCAACGUGUUUGCCAAGAGGUUAGUGGUAACGCUGCCCAGUGGACCGGCACCCAACCCGCAUGCACAGAUGAUCAUGCACCAACCAUUACAAACUGUCCAAGUUCCUUCGUCGCCCAUCAGAGGGAGACAUGGGGAGUGGAAGCUACAUUUUCAAUACCAACGGCUACGGACACUUAUGACCAGACGCUGCAGACAUGGACAGUUCCUGCGGACCUCACAUCUCCUUAUAACUUCACUGCGGAUACUACUUGCGAGUAUCACUUCCAGGACGACGCGGGUAACACGGCUUCGUGUACUUUUGAUGUCUCGAUACACGUGAUCCGCUGCAGUAAUCCUAGUUCUCCUCAACACUGCACCAUGAGUUGCACCAAGUCCAACUAUAUAGGGUCAGUUUGUACAUACCAGUGUGCCACAGGACUGACUCUGUCGGGAUCAUCUCAACGUGUUUGCCAAGAGGUUAGUGGUAACGCUGCCCAGUGGACCGGUACCCAACCCGCAUGUACAGAUGAUCAUGCACCAACCAUUACACACUGUCCAAGUUCCUUCGUCGCCCAUCAGAGGGAGACAUGGGGAGUGGAAGCUACAUUCACAAUACCAACGGCUACGGAUAAUUAUGACCAGACGCUGCAGACAUGGACAGUUCCUGCGGACCUCACAUCGCCUUAUAACUUCACUGCGGAUACUACUUGCGAGUAUUACUUCCAGGACGACGCGGGUAACACGGCCUCGUGCACUUUUGAUGUCGCGAUAAACGUGAUCCUCUGCAAUAGUCCUACUUCUCCUCAACACUGCACCAUGAGUUGCACCAAGUCCAACUAUAUAGGGUCAGUUUGUACAUACCAGUGUGCCACUGGACUGACUCUAUCGGGAUCAUCUCAACGUGUUUGCCAAGAGGUUAGUGGUAACGCUGCCCAGUGGACCGGUACCCAACCCACAUGUACAGAUGACCAUGCACCAACCAUUUCGCACUGUCCAAGCUCCUUGGUCGCCCACCGGACUGAGUACUGGGGAGUAGAAGUCACAUUUUCAAUACCAACGGCUACGGACACUUUCGACCAGACGCUGCAGGUAUGGACAGUUCCUGCGGACCUCGCAUCGCCUUAUAACUUCACUGCGAAUACUACUUGCGAGUACCACUUCCGGGACGACGCGGGUAACGCGGCUUCGUGCAUUUUUGAUGUCGGGAUACACGAUACGGUUGUACCCGAAUUUUUAACGUGUCCACCAGACCAAAAUUUGCGGACAAACUUUGAUAUGACCCCAGUGACCUGGGAUGAACCAACAUUCAAGGAUAUCCCCGGGGAUGAGGUGCGACUCGUCUGUAACUAUGGUAGUAACAGCGUUCUGUUGCCAUGGGGAAUCAAUAAUGUGAUCUACACCGCUACUAAUAUGAAGAAUGGGCUGAGUGGGAUCUGCGACUUCUAUGUCAAUAUCGAACCAAUGCCAUGUCUAAAGCUUCGCACACCUGGUCACGGUGCCAUAUCUUGUGAUACCUGGGCCUACGGUCGAUACUGCAGCAUGUCCUGUAAUGAUAACUAUGACAUCCCUGCUCCUAGUCCAUUCCAACCUGCUACCGAUGUGUUCACAUGCGGCUCAUCUGGACAGUGGAAUCCUACCUCGUAUGUGCCUGACUGCUCACAAAUGCGAGACCCCACUAAGAUCAACCUUCCGACAGACCUGCUCUACUACAGUGGCCAGUGUGGUAGUCCAGCCACCUUGUCCGACAUCGCACAGUCCUUCAUCAAGACUAUCGAGAAGUCCGUCCACACUGACAUCUGCAAAACGAAUGAGGACUGUACGGUCGACAAUGUCGUCAUCACCUGCGGCUGGCCGACCAGUCGUCGAAGAAAGCGUGCGCUGGUUGGACGACGCCUACGUCACAGUGCCGAAGAUUCGCCUCAGGUAGAAAACAUCGAAAAGACUACUGAUGACAUCGAAGAAAGUCUAUUCGAAGGCCUCCAGGAGAUGCGCAUCUCGAUGAAGUUAGGUGUCGGUGUAUCUAAAGUUAACGACAUGAAGGUGGCACAGGAGAAGCUUCAGGAUCUGGCAAGAGAAGUGUUGGACAUUACCGUCUCUGAAGAUAGCGGAAGGUUCAGCUUCUUCAUGGAACCUCAUGCUGAAAGUGGAUAUGCGCCCGACGCCUACUUGUUAAUCAGCGAACACUACAUAGAUUGCCCUGAUGGUUAUGUUGCUGGUCGCAAUAACACCAAGUGUGUCUCUUGUACGACUGGUCACCACUACGACACCGAAUCUAGGGCGUGUCACCAAUGUGGUUAUGGACUCUACCAGGACGAGUAUUACCAGGUGAGCUGCAAGUCAUGUGACACCGGUCAGUCUACCAAACACAAGGGUAGUCCAAGCAAGUCUGAUUGUGAAGAUCAAUGCGAAGCAGGCCGAUUUUCAACAUCCGGCUUAUCUCCUUGUAUCCAAUGCCCCCUGCACACCUUUCAGUCGCUGAUUGGACAGACGAUGUGCUUUGAAUGCCCGGAUGGAAGAAAGACAUGGAACAGAGGAGCAUCAGACGUAGAGCAAUGUGUCCAUAUCUAACGCGGAUGAGAAAAGAUGACUCCCAAAUGAGAUGUUUUCCGUUUAAAAAGGUUUCCAUCCAUUCACUCCAUACUCUCUUAAGGUUUUAGUCUGAGGGAAACGGCCAAUGAAGAAUGCAAGAACUAUUGACAUAAAACAUGAUUAUAAUACUUCUGCAGGGCCAUAUUUUAUAAGACUUAUGACAAAUUAAAAAGUUUGUUUACAGAUCAAUGCGAAGCAGGCAGGAGUGUGAAGAUUCACUGAUUUCACAAGCAAGUAUUGCUUGUUUAAAUCAUCCUUUGUUGUAUAAUUCUGACAUGCUUAACAAGUUACUUAGUCAUUUUCAGACAAAUUUUAGUCGAAUUUAUUGAAUUAAAAAUAUCAACAUUUUAAGUGAACGUAACUGCGAAACAUAUUACUAAAAUUCAAUUAUCAGUCACCACUACUUUCCCCAAAAAUAAAGAGAACAAACAACAGUCAGAUUGUAAAUGCAAAAUUGUAUUUAAAAGCAAAUUAAUGGGAUAACCCUUUGAAAUCUGUUUGCCUUAAACUAUAAAAC